Molecule: messenger RNA, 1322 nt
Organism: Temnothorax curvispinosus
Lineage: Eukaryota; Metazoa; Arthropoda; Insecta; Hymenoptera; Formicidae
Exons: 3
Source: RefSeq, a predicted model, not a curated record
CUAGGAUAUGUUCGAAGCAUUUUGCUGAUGAAGCUUUUACGAAGCCCUUACAAGAACAUCUACUAGGUUAUUCACCUACACGAACUAGGAAGAUACAUCCUGAUGCUAUCCCGACGUUGCAUCUCCAUGCAGUACCUCCACUAACAUCAAACGAAAAUGUGUUAGCUGAAACAAUGCCUUUGCCUACACCAGCAUCGUCCAGUACAGAAGAACAGACAGCAGCAUCGUCCAGUACAGAAGAACAGACACCAGCAUCGUCCAGUACAGAAGCUAUCAUGUUACAAAUACGUCGUCUAGAAGCCCAGGUAGCCACACUGAAAAAACCAAAAGACGAUAAAGAACUCAUGGAACAAAAAAUGACGGAGUUAUUGGGAAAAAUGUUUAGUCCAGGACAAAUACGGAUGAUAUUGAAUCCUUCAUUGCGGAAAAUAAAGUGGUCUUCUGAAGAUAUCGCACGUGCUAUAUCCUUGCGAUGUGUCAGCCCAAAGGCAUAUCGUUAUAUGAAGAAUGUUUUGCAAAUGCCACUUCCAGGCCUUUCAACACUAAGAAGGCAAAUCGAACGAAUCGAUCUUUGUAUCUCCUCUUAGCUGUGAUGUCGAAGAGUCCGUGUUAACAGAUAUGCUUGCGUCCUAUGUUGACGAAAAAGUUACUACUAUAACUAGUUAUGAAGAAGAAGAGAUAUGUUUUGAUGAAGCAUAUGAACCUUCUGCGUUGGAUUCGUGCGCAAUUAUUCCAAGUUAUGAGGAAGAACAGUUGUUACAGAAAUUAGAAGAUUUUAAUAUUAGCGAGGCUAUCGAAGAAGAGGGUUUAAAAUAUAUAGCCGGAUACGUAGCAUUUAGAUUUAAAAGCACAGAUAAAACAUUAGGUAUUGAAACGCGCCAAUUGGAAACAACGGGUGACCAAGAUUGGCUGCAAGUUAUUUCGCGAGGAAAAUGUAUGUAUCCGAGUGACAAAUUAUUACAAUGUGCUCGUAUAAUGAAUAUUGAGUUUGCUAAAUAUCACGGAUCCAGUUUGAAUAAAGAAAAUCUUAUAUUUCAAAACUUAGCAAAAAUAAUAGAACCACAAUUGAAAAUUAAAAUACCGAGAGAGGCAUUACUAUGCCUCAUUAGGACUAGGACAUAUAUUAGGCUGCGCGAAAUGAACCGAGCGAUUGCAAGCGCAAAUCACAGGCAAAAAAGAAGAAAGAUGUCAAAAUUUACUAAUAAAAAACCUGUAUAUUAAAUAUUUGCAUUUAUUGUUAUUUGAUCUUUUAUCUGCAUCUUUCCUCUGCAUAUAUAGUUCUUUAUGUCGUACGCCACAAUAUAUUUUUGUUUUGCGUCUCA